AUGGAGUCAACCGGUGGACAGGAGAAUGGCUUGAAUGCCACAACGACGGCUGAAGGGGUACCGAGUGGGAAGCCUACCGUGUGCUUCCUCGGCCCCGUGGCGUCGUAUACUCAUCAGGCUACGCUAGACACGUUUCCGACGGAUCAGUUUGACUUGGUACCGGUUGAGACAAUCAAAGACAUCUUCGACACAACGCAAUCCGGCCGCGCCUCCUACGGCGUCGUCCCCUUCGAGAACUCCACCAACGGCUCCGUGGUGUUUACCCUCGACCACUUCGCCGACCGCGCCGGCGAGUACCCGGACCUGUCCGUGUGCGCCGAGAUCUACCUCGACGUGCACCACUGCUUGCUCGGACAUCCUCCUCCUCCUUCCCCUUCUUCUUCCCCAUCACAGUUCUCCCACAUCAAACGCAUCUACAGCCACCCCCAAGCCUUCGGCCAGUGCCGCCUCUUCCUGCAACAGCGCCUCCCCAAGAACAUCGAGACCGUCGACGUGAGCUCCACCUCCCGCGCCGCCGAGCUCGCCCUCGCCGACCCCUCGGGCGCCAGCGCCGCUGUCUCGAGCGCUGCCGCCGCGAAGCUGGUGGGGCUGCAGGUGCUCGCGAGGGAUAUCGAGGAUAGGAAGGAUAACACGACGAGGUUUUUCGUGCUGCGGCGCGGGUUUGGGGGCAGUGGGGAGGAUGGGGUUAUGGAGGAGCUGCUGGGGAGGAGGAGUAGCGAGCGUGAGCGUGAGCGCGCGGCGCCAGACAGCGAACACGUCGACACCAUAUACGCGACCGCCCGAUCCCUCGCCUCCUUCACCCUGCCCCUCACCUCCCGCCCGGGAGCCCUGGCCGACGUCCUCGAGUGCUUCCGCCGCGCCCGCCUGAACCUCACCAGCAUCAGCAGCCGCCCCAGCCUCGCCGCGCCGUUCCAGUAUGUCUUCUUCGUCGAGUUCGAGGGACACCUGCACCGCGACCCCGAGGGGCGGGUGGCGGACGCGCUGGAGAGCUUACCUGCUGGCUACUAA
This is a messenger RNA of Hypoxylon fragiforme, 1008 nucleotides long. Its product is annotated as PDT-domain-containing protein. Gene Ontology annotation, biological process: L-phenylalanine biosynthetic process. The transcript has 4 exons. NCBI's taxonomy places the organism in Eukaryota, Fungi, Ascomycota, Sordariomycetes, Xylariales, Hypoxylaceae. Bases 1 to 1008 code for a protein of 335 amino acids. Gene Ontology annotation, molecular function: chorismate mutase activity; prephenate dehydratase activity. The record is from RefSeq and is a predicted model, not a curated record. Gene Ontology annotation, cellular component: cytoplasm.